AUGGCCACAUGCAUCUGUAAACUUGCACUUGCAGUGGUGGCGUUGAUUUUGCUCCUAAAUUCUGUUGAACCAGCGUCAGGCGUUGGGAUUAACUACGGCACUCUGGGAAACAACCUUCCAUCACCAAAGAAAGUGGCUCAGCUACUUCAAUCAACACUCAUCGAUAAAGUUAAAAUCUAUGACUCAAACCCUCAAAUCCUCCAAGCAUUCUCCAACAUCGCCAUCGACCUCAUCGUCUCCGUCCAAAACUCCCUCGUCGCCAACCUCAGCACCGACCCCUCCGCCGCCCACCAAUGGCUCUCCACCCGCAUCCUCCCCUUCAUCCCCGCCACCUCCAUCGUCGCCAUCGCCGUCGGCAACGAAUACCUAACAACCACCGUCGACGACGACCACGACCGUCUCGACCCCAACGCCCUCUUCCAGGCCAUGCAAAACCUCCACGGCGCUCUGGUUACCCACUCCCUCGACCGCAAAAUCAAAGUGACAACCCCUCACAGCAUGGCCAUUCUCGCUUCCUCUUUCCCUCCUUCUUCCUCCACCUUCGCCAUGAAUCUCAUUCCCGUCAUGACCGACAUAGUUUCCUUCUUAGCCGACACUGCUUCCCCUUUCAUGAUCAACGCCUACCCUUACUUCGCCUAUAGAGACAACCCUAACUCCGUCAAACUCGACUACGCUCUGUUAGGUAACGCCACAGGGAUCCGCGACCCCAAUGGUUACGUCUAUAACAACAUGCUAGACGCCCAAAUUGACGCCGUUAGAUCUGCUAUUAUAGCACUUGGAUAUGGAAACCGAAGCAUUGACAUAACGGUUUCAGAGUCAGGGUGGCCUUCGAAGGGAAACCCUAGCGACAGUGCUGCUACGCCUGAAAAUGCGAGAAUAUACAACACGAGAUUGAUUGAACGCGCGCAGUCGAAUAGAGGCACUCCAAUGAAGCCUAAGGAUAGAAUAGAGAUAUUUGUGUUUGCUCUGUUCAACGAGAACAAGAAGGAAGGGGAGGAGAGUGAGAGGAACUUUGGGAUAUUCAACGCCGAUGGAUCAAAGGUGUAUGAGGUGGAUUUGAGGUGCGAGUUUUGCAGCGGUGAAGCCACGUUUGGGUUGGGAGAGAGAGGUUGGGGUGGCGCGGUUCGGGGUCCCUCCGUUUGGUGUGUGGCGAAGGCUCACGCUGAGGACAACGUGCUUCAGAGUGUGUUGGACUUUUGUUGUGGGCCUGGUGGAGUGGACUGCAGAGAGAUUUAUGAAGGAGGGGGUUGUUUUCGGCCCAAUAAGCUCCUUGCCCAUGCCUCUUAUGCCAUGAAUGCUUACUAUCAGAUGCAUGGUAGGAACUACUGGAACUGCGACUUCAAAGCCACUGGCCUUGUUACUUUUAGCGAUCCCAGCUAUGGAGCGUGCCGGUAUCCUCAACAGUAACUCCAUGAAGAAUCACGGAGGGCUCUGCUAGGGCAGUGUGCUCAUUGUGGCUGACAGCUCGAUCUUGGUAUUCUUUUUAUUUACUGAACUUGUAUUGUUUCUAUUGC
Messenger RNA from Abrus precatorius (Indian licorice), 1514 nucleotides. RefSeq names its product glucan endo-1,3-beta-glucosidase 12-like. Lineage: Eukaryota; Viridiplantae; Streptophyta; Magnoliopsida; Fabales; Fabaceae. Gene Ontology annotation, molecular function: hydrolase activity, hydrolyzing O-glycosyl compounds. Bases 1 to 1407 code for a protein of 468 amino acids. Gene Ontology annotation, biological process: carbohydrate metabolic process. Gene Ontology annotation, cellular component: plasma membrane. The transcript has 2 exons. The record is from RefSeq and is a predicted model, not a curated record.